CUGGGAGUCAAAACAAACGGUUACUAAGGUUACUAAGUAAGUAUCGAUUUUACCUGCAAAAGAAAAUCCUUAAAAAAUCUGAACUCUUCUCCUGAAAAAAUGAGCCAGAGUGACUUUUCCGCUGCCUUAGAACUCGAACAGACUGGAUAUGGCCAGACUUCCACUUACCAAGUCGAUGAUUUAAUGGAUAAACUCAAAUUGCUGAACUAUGAUCGUCUCUUGGUCAGAGAAUUGAAGAUUAAACCGCCAAACAGGAUGUAUUUUGCCAAGUCAACGAAUCCUGGUGAACAAUUCUUCAUGUUCACGUCCAUUUGUGCAUGGUUGAUGAGGAAAUUAGGCCAUCAAUUUGACCAACCCCAGGAAUUUGACGAUCCAAGUGCUACUAUUGCAAAAAUCAUAAAAAUCUUGCAGGAAAUGGACAUCCAUACGGACUUCCCAUCGAACAAGUUGAUUCAAGGAGCCGGACCUAUUUGUGUCUUUAUCCUGGAUUCCCUAGCAACGCAGGCCCUCAAAGUCGCCAAAAUCAAUCUAAAGCGUCCUGAAACUGUCCAGGAAGAAGAUACAGUCACAGAGAUGAUUGAAAAUGACUCAGAGAUUAUUUUGGAGAAAGUAGAGGAAGAACAAAAUGCUCUUAUGGCAGCAUCUGAGGACAGUGAUGAAGAAAAUUCUCUUCUAAAUCUCAAUGUGUCCGGGAGUGGUCAGAGAAAUCGGCAUCCAGCUCAAGAAUUUCACCUCAAGAACUACCGGGAAGACAGUAUUGCAGCCACAGAGAGUUGGCGUUUGGAACUUGAGAGAGUAAUGCCACAGUUGAAAAUUGUCGUGAAGAGUGAUCCAAGGGAUUGGCGGGCUCAUCUUGAGCAAAUGAAAAGCUUCAAGAGCACCAUUGAACAAGCAUCAUUGGACACAGAUGUGCAACUGAAGAAGCUUCAGACGGGCAUCGGGCAUGUAAUGGAGAAAAUUGAGAGCCGAGAGAAGCAUUUGAAUGCCGAACUUCAGCCCUUGAUUGCCCAAUACAGAACCCUAUCCGUGGAACUGAAGCAAUUAUCUCAGGUAAUCCAGGAAGUUGAUGGGGAAAAGACAGCAAAGGAACGCGAAUUGGCAGGGAUUCUCAAUGAAAUUGAGACAGUCAAGAUGCAAAUGGAACAGAGGGGUACGUCAAUGUCAACGGAUGGAAGCCCUCUGAUUAGCAUUAAAAAGGCCAUUGUGAAGAUCCGUGAGGAGAUACUUCAGAUGGACCUCAAGAUUGGCGUCCUGGAUCAUUCUCUCACUCAAGAGAUUGUUAAUCACAAUGCCCAAAUUGCUGAGUUGGCUCCAAUGACUAGCGUUUAAUAAAGAUUAUUA
Molecule: messenger RNA, 1341 nt
Organism: Phlebotomus papatasi
Lineage: Eukaryota; Metazoa; Arthropoda; Insecta; Diptera; Psychodidae
Gene: IFT57
Product: intraflagellar transport protein 57 homolog
Exons: 4
Coding region: 100-1329 (409 amino acids)
Biological process (GO): non-motile cilium assembly; intraciliary transport
Cellular component (GO): cilium; Golgi apparatus; intraciliary transport particle B
Source: RefSeq, a predicted model, not a curated record